AUUUUGCCUCUUCAUAUAGCCGUUUUCAAACUCUCCCAUUGGAUAUGCUCAUUGGCUGAGCGUGACAUCAAAUAGCCGCAUGGCUCUGUAGCCAAUCAUAAGGAGACGAAUGCCUCCGAAUGUGAGCAAUACGCCGGUCUCCGUGAACCCACCCCCGAUCUUUUCUCGCGCGCUGAGCUAGUGGCUGCAGUUGUCAUGGAAAUGGAAGAAGGCCCAGCGUCGGAGCCCUGUGCGGUUGCCAUGGAGAUCCCUGCCGGAGCCGCGCUCGGGGUGGUGGAAGAAAACGAGAGCAGCGUGCAGCUGGAACCCGAAGAGCGGCACGAACUCGUUCAGCACCUUGGAGAGCAGCGGCGCGAGGGACCACCGUUCUGCCAGGGGAACUAUUACAUGCUAAUCGUGAUCGGGGAGGUGGCGACGGAACACCAGCUCCAGUCCGUCAGAGAGCACAUCGAACAAGGGAUUCGCUCGUGGGAUAUCAGCCUCGCCUCCUGUGACCUGAACCAGCAGCUGCAGCUCUUUGUGACGCGACACUCCGCCCAGUUUUCUUCAGGAGUCAGAGGACAGAGGAUUCUGCAAUACAAAAGUGAUGUCCUUGACACCGUCGUUUUAGUUAAUCCAUCAGAAGAAUCGAUUGCCUCAGAGAUCCAGUCUCUGAUCACUGACUCCGCCACACACAAGCUUUUGGUCUUGAGUGGUCAGAGUUCAGACCAAGGUGGUGACCUCAUUCUGCAAAGCGGGGUGUUUACUUUCAAAAACGUCUCAGACAUCUUUGCUGAUCCUGGAGUCAGUGGUCUGCUGAGCAAAGCAGCCCCAGAGUGCCGGGCCACACUCACAGUGUCCUGCCGAGGGGAGGGGGGCUGGAGCUCCCUGGGGCAGCAGCAACCAUACUUUAGGGAGUUCCUGGAGUACAGACUGAACCCCGAACCUGUGCUGCCUGAGAUGGAAGGAGUGACGGAAUUCACGGAGUACAUCUCCGAGACGGUGGAUGUCCCAUCCCCUUUUGACCUCCUGGAGCCUCCGACCUCCGGAGGUUUCCUGAAGCUGUCCAAGCCCUGCUGCUACAUUUUCCCUGGAGGGAGAGGGGACUCUGCCCUGUUCGCGGUGAACGGCUUCAACAUCCUGGUUGACGGAGGUUCCGAGCGGAGAUCAUGCUUCUGGAAGCUUGUCAGACACCUGGACCGCAUCGACUCCAUUCUCCUCACCCACAUCGGAGCGGAUAACCUCCCCGGCAUCAACGGGCUCCUGCAGAGGAAGAUUGCCGAACAAGACGAGGAGCAGUCACAGGGCUCCACCACCUACAGCGACUGGAUGAAGAACCUGAUCUCUCCGGAGCUUGGCGUUGUGUUCUUCAAUGUUCCUGAGAAGCUGCGGAUGCCUGAAUCCACUUUAAAAGUCAAGAGAAGCAUUGAAGAGGCAAGCCUCACACUGCAGUACCUCAACAAGCUGGGGAUCAAGCCUGAGCCACUCUUUAGGGUGGUCAGCAACACCAUUGAGCCCAUCACGCUCUUCCACAAGAUGGGCGUGGGCAGGUUAGACAUGUACGUACUGAACCCUUUAAAGGAAAGCAAGGAGAUGCAGUUCCUCAUGCAGAAGUGGGCAGGCAACAGCAAGGCCAAGACUGGAAUAAUGCUACCCAAUGGGAAGGAAGGAGAAAUCUCUGUUCCUUACCUAACCUCUGUUACAGCUCUCGUGGUAUGGCUCCCUGCUAGCCCGACAGAAAAGAUUGUGAGAGUGCUGUUUCCUGGAAAUGCACCCCAAAACAAAAUAUUUGAGGGACUUGAAAAGUUAAAGCACCUUGACUUCCUACGAUACCCAGUGGCUACACAGAAGGAUAUAUCCUCUGGUGCACCUCCUCCUGUAAUAAAACAGACAAAAAUCAAGCAAAGAACUGAUAGCAAAGAAAGUCUUAAAUCCUCUCCCAAGACACAUUUAGCCUCUAAAGUAUCUAAGAAAGAGACAAAUGGACAUGAUGAAGUAUCAGCUGCAGAAACAAAGAGUGACUCAGCAAAAGAAAACAAGGUUGAAAAGAAAGAGAAGAAAUUGAAAGAGAGUGAAAAACCUGCCAAACCGCUAAAAGAAAAGACAGAGGUGUCUGAAACAGUGAAACAAGAAAAGAAGAAGCUGUUAAAGGAGAAGUCCAUGAAAAAGCACACCAAGGAAAGGGUCUCCAAAAUGGAUGAGAAGAAGGACAAAGAAAAAAAGGAGAUCAAGAAGGAAAGGCGUGAGGUAAAGAAAGAUGACGCAGCUAAAAAAGAUGAGAAGAAAGAAACCAAGAUUAAGGAAGAGAAAAAGAAGGAUACUGCUAAGCCUGAGUUGAGAAAAAUCACUCAACCUGACUUGAAACCCUUCACCCCAGAAGUCAGAAAGACUUUGAACAAAGCUAAGGUUCACGGAAAGCCCAAGACGGACAAAAACAAAGCUAAAGCUGUCAAGGAACAAUCGACUGAACAGAAACUUACAGCAGGACCUACCACUGAAAAGCCAACAACUAAAGAGCAGGCAGUAAUGGAAGAUAGGUCCAUCGUAUCCUCCCCAGAAGAUCUCACCAAGGACUUUGAGGAACUGAAAAGGGAGGAAAUGUCAAAGCCGCAGGCGAAAGCAGACACUGUGAUCAAAAGCCCUUACCUGGAGAAAGAGGCAGAACAAACGAUUGUUUCCCAGACGCUGACAGACACAAAGUUCCCACCCUUGGAUUCCCCAGAUGAGGGGAUAACAACUACAGAUGUGGAGGCUGAAUCUCCACAUGACGAAAAGCUUCUUUCACAGAAGAAAACUGAAUCACCCGCAAAGUACAGAGAAAAAUUUGAAGAUGAGGGUGCAGCCUUGGAGGAUGAAGAUGAGGAAGAGGAGCCAGAACAGAAAGGGACUGUUCAGAAAAAGACAGUGGAGGAGGAGGAGGAUAUGGGUAUGGGGGAAGAGGAAGAAGAGGAUAAAUGGAAAGAAUUGAAAGGAAAUGGGAGAAUGGAGAGAAAACAUGAAGAGGAGAAAAUGGAGAAAUCUGAAAAAUAUACAGCACAGGAUGGAAUGAAAAAGGAAUUCAAAAGUAGUCAUUCUGAUGAAGAGGAGGAGGAAGAUGGAUAUGUCAUUGAAAAAGCAGAACUGGAGGAAGCAGAAGAUUUAAACGCAAUAGCUGACGAGGAGGUGAAAGUCAAAACUGAAGAUGUCAAAAAAGAAAAACUUGACAAGGAGUGGAAUGCCAAACAAACAGAAAGCAACUUAGUAGCCAAAGGAGAAGAGGACGAAGAUGCAUAUCUGUCAAAUGUAGGAGCUGCUACAGCCAAUAUUACAUUAACUGCACAAGGUGCCACUGCAGCAGAGCCCAUCUCCUACAUCCAAGAUGAGACCAUUCCUGGUUACUCUGAAACUGAACAGACCAUUUCAGAUGAAGAGAUUCAUGAGGAAACUGAAGACAGGAUACCACAUCUCCGCUAUGAAGUUGGAACCUAUGAUAUUUCUGUACCUGAUGAAACUGGGUCAUUUGAUGCCAUCCAUGGUAUGAGAGAAAUGAAAGCAGCAGCUAUGCAGGAUGUAUCAGAUUUAGCAGCAAAGGGGUUUGUUGGAGGGCAGGAUCCUGCGUUAGCAGUCUACUCCACUAAUAUCAUCGCAGCGCCCUUAGCGGAAGAAGAACACAUCUCCUCAGCCACGUCCAUCACUGAAUGUGAUAAGCUAUCAUCCUUUGCCACCUCUGUUGCUGAAGAUCAAUCCAUAGCAUCUGUGACAGCGCCUCAAACCGAAGAAACUGGAAGAAGCUCUUUGCUCCUCGACACUGUCAACAGCAUACCGUCAUCAACCCGUACUGAAGCCACCCAGGGAAAAGACUACUUGCACUCAGCUGGGACUAUCUCACCUACUUCCUCCCUGGAGGAGGACAAGUGCUUCAAGUCACCUCCAUCAGAGGAGUACCAGCCCAUUCCAGCAGACGUGGAUGGUGGGGGUAAAAUCACCCGAGUCAAUGAGGAGGAAGACGAAGAGGAGGAAGAUGAAGACCAGACUCCCAAUGUUGACAUUCCACUUGGUAAGCUCCAGGAAGGCUAUGCAUCGCCUUUACUAUUCCAAGACAGAGAGAGAGAUUUUACAAAGCUCACUUCACCUGUAUCACCUAUUACUUCAAUGUCUCCUGUGGAUAGUAAGUCUAGUCAUUCAUCUGCCACGUAUGGAAAAGAUGACACAAGGUCUGGAGACUCUGCAAAACCUUUGUCCCCUCCACCCUCUUUCUCUGGUAGUUUUCAGGAGAGUGAAGAAAGGUGUCUCAGUCCAGAUGAAAGUACUGUGAAACUGGCUUCCCCAACACAGUCCGGACCUACCAGUGCUGGUCAUACACCUUUCCAUCAGUCGCCUGUGGAGGAAAAAACUGAGACUGAGAAAACCCAAAGCAUGAAACAGCAUGAAAACGCUGCCAAAGCAGAAGACAGGGAGGACAAAGACAAGGCAGAACUUGAACAUCAGAAAUACGAAGCGGACAUACUUCCACAAAAACAGGAGAAAAGGCCUGUUUCUUUUGAGGAACAGUCAAUUAUAGAAGAAGAGUCUCAGAAAAGAAAUGUUUCUCGGGAGAGAGUGAUGUUUGAUGACAGUGAUGAAGAGGAAGAAGACUAUGCAAGCAGGGGUACAAAAAUGCACAGUAAAACCAAAUAUGUUGAGGAAAAAGAGAGCCGGUUCUUAGAUGACGACUACCCUUGUGAGGUUAAAUCCUAUGAAGAUGAGAAGACAGAGGAAAAAGAUAAAGUACCAGAGAAAGACUUUGGAUAUGACUACCUACAAACAACACAGACUUCAUUAGGCAAAACGCAGGAGGCAUCUCAGUUAGGUCAAGGACCUAAAACACAGGGGCUGUACUCAGAUGAAGAGGAAGAUGAGGAAGAUGAUGCCAUUUGCAUGGGUGGUGCAGGGUCCAGGCCUUUGUCAUUGGAACCAAACAAAUUGGAUUUCAUGUCUCAAGAUUUGCCAUCAGGUCUUUCAUCUCAGACGGCCACUGCUGAUCAAACAAAAGGGAGAGGUGAUGAAUAUGCAUCCACAAUGCCAACAUCGCCUCAUCCUUAUACCAAAGACCAGAAGUAUGAAAUCUCCUCUGAACUGGAUGAAGAAAGCACAUUCUCCAAGAAAAUUGAGACCACAUCGUCACUCUCAACUACUUCAACACAUUCUAGCAUUGACAGCCAAGGCAAAUAUAGUGACUAUUUCUCAAAAGAGACCACAGAGUCUGCAACCAAAGAAGAAGAGAAACUAAGGAAGGAAGCAAAAUGGGAAACAGAGAAAGAUCGAGAGGCUGUCUCUCCAGGCUUCACAUCCCCAUCUUCAUAUUUCCAUUUGGAAAAAGAUGCCACUCAAGAGACUGCUCAAGAUAAGAAAGGCACUGGUGGUAUGGAGAAAGAUGAAGAAAAGCAUGAGGUAUCAAAGUAUCAUCCUGAUGAAAAACCAAUCAUGAAGGAUCAGGAAUGGGACUCAAAGAAGGAACUCCAAUUCCCAAUGGGACGGGAAGAAGCAGCAGGAAUAGACACUGGUGACAAUAAGACAUUUUCCCAGUCAGCAGCUGGAGGAAACCUCAAAGAUGGAGCUGCAUUCUCCACAGGAGAGCACAGUAAAGAGGAAGCAGUGUCAUUUGGCAAAAUGGAUCACCACACAGUAGGUUUUGCAGAACAUGAAAAAAGUGUUCAUUUCAAUCUUUACUCUUUCCCAGAGCGUGAAAAUCGUGAGAAGGGCCAAACAGAAGAACAUGAAAGGGAGGUGAGGCAAGAUACUCCUUAUGUGGAUAGCAAGAGCUUUACAUACACAGAGAUUUAUGACAACAAAACACCUCCAGCAACGGAGUCAUAUUCAUUCACCUCUGGCAUUCAGCAGAGCCACCCUUACAACCUUGAGAAAGAAAUGACUACAGAGAGGGAGAAAGCUGCAGAUAAAAAAGACACCACACAAACAGAAGGAUUUCUCAUGGGCACAUCCAGUGACAAAGACUUUUCUUCACCUUCAUGGAGUCAGUCUAAUCUCAAGGGUCAGACUACCACAGAUUCAUGUUUUGAUGAUAGUCUUGAGAAGCGUUCUGUGGAGAAAGAGACAGAGAAGGGGAAAGAAUCAGCUGAGCAAGAGAUGGGGAAACCAUACACAUCUGAGCCUGAGAAACCACAGUCAUCCUCUGGUCACUUUUCUCUAGAGGACAGAGAUUUUUUCUCUCUUAGAGGUCAGUCAGAGGAUAAGGACAGCCAGGCCAGCACAGCCUCCUAUACUGAACCUUCAGGCCAGCACUUAGAUGACAACAUUCUUGCAUCUGAGUAUUCUUGCAAAAGCGGCUCUGCUAUUAGCAAAUCUGUGAUGGGUCCUUAUGAGAAAGAAGCAGCUCUGGAAAGGGGAGAUAUGAGGUUAGUCAUGCAAGAAGAGGAUGAUGAAGAGGAUGAGGAGGAUGAUGAGGAGGGCACAGGAGAGGAAGAGGGAGCGAGUGAUUCAGAUUUGGAGAAAGGUGCCAAAGAGAAAUCUGAAAAAGAGUCUAAAAGUCCAUUUGGUGAUGUGCUUAGUUCCAAAUUUCCAGAAACGAAGAAAGAGGACAGGAAGGAAACCUUCCCAGGUGAACAGGAAUACAGUUUUGACAUAAAGGGGAAACCCUCUGCAUCAGCACUUUCUGAGUCCACUGGCAGCAGCAGCAGCCAGAGAACCGACGCAGAGGAUUUUCUCCAAAAGAGCAAGGGUGGUGCUUCCUCCCCAUUAACUGGAAGCUACACAGAGAUGGGAUUAACUGGAUCUAAAGGAUAUUCUUCUGGAUACGAAUACCCCUAUGGAGGGGAGGGAAAUGGAUCUUUCCUCAGCAGCCAUUUGGGAUCAAAGGAACAUGAAGAUGACAGCCCUGAUCGUUCUGACUUCAACUUGCCAACUAAGACAAAUGAAGAUAAAUACUACCACAGUGAGAGAGAUCUUGAGCUUGAAAAACAAAAGACCCCUGACAUUUUGAGUAAAAAAUCAGGGGACACCUUUCCCUCAGGUUUCAACUACACCACCACAUCCGCCACUGCAUAUUCCUCUUCAUCAUCAUAUAGCUACUCCUCCUCUGCCUCUGCCUCACUCUCAACAAGCCGCCAGUUUGGAGAUGAGCUUGAGACACCCGCCACCUCAGACACGCUCUUCAAACCCGAUCUUGACAGCACUGGUUUUGAAUAUUCAUCUUUCAAAGAUGAGCACUCCCUGGUGAUGGAUUCCCCUUUUUCAAGCUCUGGGGGACUAGUGAAAGACGAGUACCUUGAGGUCUCUGAAAAGCUGACCACUGCCACAACAACAGCUGAAUCAACUUCCAGCCUUACAAGGUUUUCUCCACUCAGUCCUUUUGAGGAGAUCAAACCCUUUCCUUCAUUUUCAGCCACAACAACGGACAAGGCACAACAUUCUGAACCCUUCUAUAAACCUGAAUGGGCUGAUGAGUCAAGGUCAUCUGCAUCUUACUCCCAGCUAUCACAGUCUGGUGAGUUAGGGUCCACAGUACAACACUUUCUGCAAGAGGUAGAAGGCAGCAAGGAAGUGGAACAAAGCACCUUAUCAUCCAGAAUCGAAAGCCAAAGAUCUCCUUCUCUUGUCCCUUCUGAGCAGAAGGGAGCAGCGCUGUUCAUGUCCGAGUGUCAGGCAGUCACCACCUCCAGCACAACCAGCGUGCUCCCGGAUGUGCUGACAUCAUACACAUCCCCAUCGCAGCAGCGUAAACAGGCAUCAGCCUCUAACGGGCCAACUGAGAUUAGCGCAGCCCCACCUCAGACUCCAGGUGGAAUCACUGGGACACCAGAGCAGAGAGAUGUGGAAAAGAGUGCUGGAGAGAAGAAAGAGAAGGAGGAGGAGAGGAGCCUAAGCAGCACAUAUCAGUGGGAAAUGCAGCAACAAAGAAGCAUGUGUCCAAGUGCCUCCCCUCCACUUUAUCGAGAUGACGAUGAUUACGAGGAAGAGGAGGAGAAGGAACCAGAGCGUCCAGCACGUCCUCUUUCCCUGGGGUCAGCUGACCAGACCUUUCACUUAUCCUUCUACCCAGAGGCAUCCAAAAAAUCAGGAGAUGACACUGACUUUCCUCCAGAUGUCUGUAUGGGGGCCACCUCUUCCUACACCUCUUCGGGAUCUGCCGGCUAUUCUUCCUGUGAAUACAAGCACCGCAAAGGAGAAAUAUCCCCAUCGUUCAUCAAUCCGAGCCCACACCAGCUCUCUAGUGAGGAUGAAGAAGAGGACGACAGGAGUGACCGGUCGCAGGAGGGUGAUGACAACCAACACCAACCUUCUGUCAAGAGGAGGUCCCAUAAACAGCAGCGCCACCACUCGUAUAGCCAGCAUGAUGACAGUGGGUCCCAGCACUACCCUGGUGCCAUGGCUGCCGGGAUGGGGCUGGCUGGAGAAGAGACCCCUCCAACCUCUGUGAGCGAGUCAUUGCCUUCUCAGUCUGACUCUGAUGUCCCUCCCGAGACAGAAGAGUGUCCAUCAAUCACGGCAGAGGGCAACCUGGACUCAGACGAGGACACAGAGUAUUUGCCAGUGGAUAAAUCGGCUACAGCCGGUGGAGGGGGGAACCACCACUCAUCGUCUUCUAGGUCAUCUGACAGGAGUCAUGACCCCCUACCUGCACCCAUGAUGGACCCUUGCCCUCGUCCUCCCCAUCCUGACGUGUGUAUGGUGGACCCAGAUCUUCUCUCCGGCGACCAGAACCAAGCAGAUAAACUGCUCAAGAAGGAUGUCAAGACCAACAAAGGCUUGCGGAAGUCCAUGGGGAAGCCAAAGUCAGCUUCUCCGGCUCGUAAAGCAGAAACCAGGGGUAAGAGGUCUACCACCCCUGUGAAGCAGGCUUCAAAAGACUCCUCACCAAGGGCCUCCUCGCUGAAAAAGAAAGAGGGAGAGAAGACAUCAAGGAUGUCUGAUGGUCAAGGAUCCCGAGAAGACAGGGAUGAGGUGUCCAGAGCCAGCAACCCAGGCAAAGGGCUUGUUAAUGGUGUCAAAAGCAACAUAGGUUCCAACUCUCAGAAAUCCAGUUCGGCUGUCCCCCCUGGGCCGCCAAUCUAUGUAGACCUGGCCUACAUCCCCAAUCACUGCAGUGCCAAGAAUGUAGACCAGGAGUUUUUUAAGCGCGUGCGUGCUGCAUACUACGUGGUGAGCGGGAACGACACAGGCAGCGGGGAGCCGAGCCGUGGGGUCCUGGAUGCACUGCUAGAGGGGAAGGCCCAGUGGGGCUCCAAUCUCCAGGUGACUUUGAUCCCGACUCAUGACACGGAGGUGACCAGAGAGUGGUACCAGCAGACCCACGAGAAGCAGCAGGAGCUCAACAUCAUGGUUCUGGCCAGCAGCAGUACGGUCGUCAUGCAGGACGAGUCUUUCCCAGCCUGCAAGAUCGAGUUCUGAGGUCCAGGAGUCCCACAGCCUCACUGUUUCAGUUACAGUGUCCAUCUCUCCGCCCGUCUUUCUGUCCCUCUGUCUCCGGGGCUAUGGAAAAGACUCAUUUUAGGCCCAUUUUCUUCACUUCACACACUCAUACGUCCUCAUCUUCAUUUUCCAAGCUUCUGCACUUCUUACCAAUGUCCUUAAUACCAAUUUUUUUCUGUUAUGUCACUGAAUGAUCACUGAUCCAAUUCAUUACAAAACCUACAAAUGUCAUGCUGUAACAUACAUAGAUUCCUAUGAAAAAGUCUGCCACAGACAGAGAGAGACUCUCUCUUUCAGUAUGGUAACUUUGGCAAUCAUAUAGCAUCAGUACAUUCUGAUUUGUACACCUUAUGAGAGGUUAAAGGUAAAUAAUGCCUUUACAUCAAUAUCACACUUGCUAAACACUGCUUCCUAAAUUGAAGGGAGAUAACAUGGGAAAUCUCCAAAAUAUUUCACUCUUGGUAUCCACAAAGGCAGGUUGUAUGUAGUGGACUGAAUUGGAAAAAAGGGAUGCUUUUGUGAUUCCUUCACUACAAAUACUUCUUAAUUGGAUUCAAUCAAAAUGCACGUGAACUCUCUUCAAUAUUUCAGCAUACAGCCGACACCUCAACAACAGUUUUUUUGGUACAACAUGCUGCAUUUCCUUGGGUGGGAUGCAAAGAUAAAUCAGUUUUCUUAUGGAAUCACUUGCUCAGUUAUAUUUUGUAUUUAUUUGCACAUCAAUCUUAUCCAGAACAAAUUACAAGGCUAUCAUUGUGAGACACAUUAAAUACAUAUGCAAAUUUAUACUCUCAUCCCAACCUACAUCUACCUUAUGGACAGAGAUAGAUGUUGCUGGCUGAAACUAAAGCCUUUAAAUUAAUGUAAGGUAGUGCUUAAGUCAUGUCCACAUUGGAUAUUGAUUUCCAGACCUGUUGAGUUUCAUCCCUAUUGGUGAAUCACUUGUGUGCCUCCUGGUGCUGGCACAACAGCAUUUAAAUUAUAGAUUUGGUGUAGAAAAAAGUCUGGGAACUCUUUAAAGCUUGUUUUUAGAAAUUUAAAGAACAUUCUUAACAAACCUUGCAUCAUCAACAUAAAAUGUCAACUCUUAAUUACUGAAAUGAUUAUUUGGAUUGCUAAUUCAGUGGAGUUCUGGAGUGCUAAACUCUUAUGGUGUUAAACAGUUAAUCUAAUCUAAUCUAAUCUCAGAUCUUUCUCAGUGUCUCCUACUCAGUCUUGAGAAAUGUAUCAUACAAUUAUGUCUCUGAGUAGAGCAAACAGUUAAAAUGUCAAGGAUAUUGUGCUUGUGGUCUUGUGAUAAUAAUUUGAUUAUAUUAAAAUCUGACGUGAUUGUGAAGGACAUUUCAUUUUCACAAUGGGAGAUCUCACUUCUCUCAAUGAACGGGAAAAGGUAAUCUCAAAUGGAAUGAAAGUCCUUGCUUUUUAUAUGGUCAACUGUGUUUUUAGGCAGCUAGUUGGAGUUGAGAAUUUUUUUUUUUAAUGAGGCAUUGCAACUAAAUGUUUUGCCAGUGUUCGGAAUGCUUGAAUAAGCACCAUCUUGCGGUCUCUGUGAUCAUAUCAGUUGGAAUUGCUGCUCUGAAGUGGGCGACCAUGCCUUUUCACUACGCCCAGUUGAAUGAAGACUUUUGUUUUCCAGAUUAGCUGUUUUCUUUAAGCAGAAUAAAACUGCUGGCUUUGUCUGAUCCCUGAGCAUUCUUGACCAUAGAGUAAAGACAUUUUCGAGUAUCCAUCUGCACAGUGACAAUUCUCUGUCCUCGCAUAAUUUCUGAAGAUUGUAAGAAAUAGGGCUUCUUUUCAGUCUCGCAAGUCUAUGUCUUGGUCUUCAUCAAUUGUAUUAAUUCCAAAUAUAGAUAAAUGCACAUAUUAUAUAUAAAGUAUAUUUGAGGUGUAAUGGUUGCUGUUGCCAAGUAAUAAUAAAGAAGUAUUUGAGAUAUAACCUUCGGCAGAUUUUGUAGGUAACUGCUUCGUUUAUUCAGAUGAUCAUGAGAUGGAGUUCACCCUUUUCUCUGCAUUACACGUUGAAAAAAAAAUGGAAUUUCACCUAAAUUGAUAAUGCUGUUUGAGCAUGUUUUUGAGCACAUUCAGGUUCUGUCAUGACUGGAAGCUGCACAUUUUUUGUAUGUUCCGCAUUUGAUGGGAAAAGAACCACAACACUAAAGAUGUUGCGGAUAUAUAUAUGAAACAGACCCUAAAAUGUAUUUUAUUAUACACUGAACUAUCCUCAACCAUCUCCAUUUCGGAUUCAGAGGAAAUAUAGGUUUUUCUUAUUAUUGUUAAUGAAUAGUAUGUAUAGUUAAGAGUACUGAUUAUCUGGAGUUUGUUUUUCCCUGUUUUUUUUUUCUGAGCACUUUGUGCUUGUCAAAAAAUGGUAGUCCAAAAGCUAGAUUUCAAAAUAUAUCACAACACAACCUGGAUUUUGUUCCCAGGGGUGGCUAUGAGUGAUGGGAAGCUAUGGCUUAUGCACUUGCACAUGUUGCAAAUGUAGCAAUAGAAUCUGUUUGUCAUAGUGAGAAUCCUGACUGAUUUGUUUUGCUCCAAAAGGAGAUGAGGCCUGUUGUGUUGAACCAAUGACGGUUGAGAAGUGCUUUCUGGAAUCAUGCAGGAACGUUGUGGGGUGUACUUUACAGAUGAUGGUAGCGUGACUGUCGCCCACAUGUGCCUUGGGGCUGUAGCCUGCAGUGGAAUUGGGGCUGAACUGGCAUUUGGGUGGUCCCUCUCAUAGAAUUUAGGCAGGUAGGCCUUAAUCAUUGUAGUGAAGGGGAUCCUUUUAACCAGGGGACACAGUGAAAUCAUUAAUAGUUGCACUGGAACAGUGGAAUAAAUGGAAUGGAAAAUAGUAUUUGCUAGAUGUAAACAAAAGCUAUUAUCACUAAGCAAGACUGCACUUUUCCAUUAUUUUGGGAGUAUGAAUUGGUCCCAAAAUGGAAGGCUGGAGUGAGUUAGAACCACAUAUUGUAUGGACAUAAGUGACCACUUUUAACAUGAACUACUAGCAUUUCAUGUUACUAUGCUGAAAAGAAAAACAUGAACCCAGGCUGUUAAUAAAGCAAGCCUUUCAAAUAAAUAAAAAGAACAGGUGAGGUAUAAUAUACUUAUAAAUGGUAAAGUGGUCAUUUUCAAACCUUAGGAUUACGUUUUCACAUAAAUGGAAACAUCUGUAGUUGGUUGAAGACGUUGUGUGUGACAGUUUUGAGAUGCGUUGCAUUUGUGUGUUUCUGGUAUGUGGUCACUACUGUAGUUAUACUGUAGUUUGUGGAUGUACUGUAUUUUGGAGCACUGAGUAGAUCUUGAAAGAUGGGACCAGUGAAAGAUGCUUUUGGUUUAUUGUAAAGAUCUCAACAUGCUUGUAGAUGGUUAUGCCUAAAUGUUAUGUAUAUUUGAAUGUUUUUUCAUUGGUUUAAUAAGCGCUUUUGUUACUAUUUUUAUUGUAAAGAUGAUUACCCAUAACAGUAUUACAUUUUUAUCAAUUUUAUUGUUUUCACAGUUACUUAUUUACUUGUAACACUAACCAGAUGUGGCUUGUUGUUUACAUUUCCUCUUUAUUUGCAUUAUGGCAUUUUUUUAUAGCUGACUGACAAAUCAGAAUUUCUUUUUGAGAGUGCAGUCUAGAUAUCUACCAUUUUUGCUGAAUGAUUGUUUAACAAAUGCUAUACUCUUUGAUAUGCUGCAUAAGGUGAAGUGAUAGGAGAAAGUUUGAGGAUUGGAGGAGAUGGGGGUUCUGACAUGGUGGACUGGGGUGGACGAGGGAGCUGAGAAGCUCCACUUUGUCUCUGUGUCUUGUCCCUUUUCCAUGCUGCUGAGCUGGAAUCAGCCUUGCUGCUGGAGACCUGGAACCUGCCUUUCCAUGAUAGAACAUGGACAAGGUCAUGUUGCCCCCCGUCAGCUCAGCCUGGCACCGUUGUUGGUUAAGGGGCAUGCUACCGUUGCAGCAGGCAACCAAGGUAGAUCGAAGUAAUGUGGGCUGUAGUUUUAUUUUGGAGGGCUGCCUGCAGGAUGUCCAAGCAGCCAUCUCAGUCUGGGCAAAUGGCAGAACUCAGUGUGACCCAGUUGGGAGUAAUACAGAGGGAAAGCAAUUCCCCAUUGCUAUUCCAGGUACGCCAGCUUUGGCUCUAGCUUGUACUGACCUGGCUCCAGCUCAGCAGCAGAAAAGGGGACAUAACAAGAUGCAGAGAAGUCUUUGCACAGCCGAUGCACAGAGGCCAGCAUCAUAAACGUGCCAGGCCAUUGCACCUCUCAGUUCUGGAAUCAACAGAACAAGUCACCUUGGUGGUUUUACGGGGCUUUGCUUAUAUUACCAGCUCUGCCUGCGCAUUAAACAAUGUCAUGCGGAAUCUGUAGGGAAGUAGCUGAAAUAGGCCACUGAAGAGCAUGCACAGUACCUCCAGUCUGCCCUCAGAGUAUCAAUGCAGUAGGAUGAGCUGAUACCAGCAGUCAAACUGGUUGUCAGUUUCAAUAAUAUGGUACUCCUUGUGUAAGAUACAGCGCCAGACUUUCCAUGCAUGCAAGUGAUGUUGUUGUGGCAAAUAUACAGUCAAAAGGUCUAAACAGCCUCAAAAAAUGAAGCUAAUCAUGCUUGAGGUUCUGCAAAAGCAAAUGUGUAUUUUUCAGCAGCGGGCUUUCAAUGUAUGUUAUAUUGCUCUCCACGCACAAGAAAAAGACUCUGGGGAUGAGUGUUCUGAAAGUGGUCAAGGUCUCAUUAUCAUAAAGGAGACCAUUUUGUAUCUGGUAGCAUUGAAUGGAGAUGCUCUAUCGAGACACUCAGUCCUGCCAGUCUGUUUGUGUCUGAACGUUUCAAAAUCAUUUUUGUGCUCCUUCCAUAGACAAUAGUCAUAGUCAAACCCAAGUGCAGUUUUCUGUUUUGUAGUGUUAUUAUAGCUGAAAUUAAACUUUUUAAUGUGUGCUCAUCUUUCGGCGUUGAAAUAUUCCAAUGAUAAGUCUUUGUCUUUGUCCUCGUCUGCCACUUACAUUGUGGUGUAGCCAGAUGGCUGAGAGGCCUCUAUGGCCAGCAGUUGGUGCCCAGUUAACAUAGUUUUUCUUUACAAACUAUGUGAAACGUAUGGAAAAUCUAUUGCAGUUCUAGAGGCAUACGUGCCAAGCUGAAAUCACCAUUUUGAAUGUAGAAAUUUUGAAUUAUUCCUUUUAGAGGUGAAGAGG
Megalops cyprinoides (Indo-Pacific tarpon) is the source of this 14520-nucleotide messenger RNA. It is a transcript of the gene map1aa, whose product is annotated as microtubule-associated protein 1Aa. The transcript has 7 exons. Gene Ontology annotation, biological process: axonogenesis; dendrite development; regulation of microtubule depolymerization. The record is from RefSeq and is a predicted model, not a curated record. Gene Ontology annotation, molecular function: microtubule binding; actin binding. Bases 196 to 9345 code for a protein of 3049 amino acids. Gene Ontology annotation, cellular component: neuronal cell body; synapse; microtubule. Lineage: Eukaryota; Metazoa; Chordata; Actinopteri; Elopiformes; Megalopidae.